Molecule: messenger RNA, 2170 nt
Organism: Cuscuta europaea
Lineage: Eukaryota; Viridiplantae; Streptophyta; Magnoliopsida; Solanales; Convolvulaceae
Source: the annotation of a GenBank genome assembly
AUUAGACUUUAUGCUUUACUAAGGCAAUUACCAGCUCAAUUCAAUUUUUGAGUCCCUGACCAGUCAGCACUCACUUUUAGAAGUGACACUGAAAUGGCGAUGGCUACACGGCAGCGACGGCCGCCGACGCCAACGGAUCUAUCGGAACCGGUGCCGUAUUCGAAGCUAGACAAGCCGGAGAAGUCGAACUCGAAGGAUGCUGAGGAGAGAGGGGUUGGCUGGUUUCUGCCGAUCGUGUGCUUAGGGCUACUGAGGUAUAUGAGCGCUACAACGAACAUAAUACAUGACUGCGAUGAGACCUUCAAUUAUUGGGAGCCUCUUCACUACCUCCUCUACAAGUCUGGCUUCCAAACAUGGGAAUACAGUUCACAGUUUGCAUUGAGGUCGUAUCUGUAUAUUCUAUUUCACAAUUUAGUGGGUUUACCAGCUUCCUGGUGGUUCGGCGAGGAGAAAGUUAGAGUAUUUUACUCUGUAAGAAUAUUUCUUGGCCUUUUAUCUGUCAUCACAGAGGCUGCUCUUGUUGUGGCCCUUUCCCGGAAGUAUGGAAAACGCCUUGCUUCAUAUACACUUGCCAUGCUAUGUUUAACCAGCGGCUGCUUCUUUGCUAGUACAAGUUUCCUUCCUAGCUCGUUCUCUAUGUAUGCCAUGUCUCUUUCAUCAGCAUUAUUUCUUUUUGAGAAGCCUGCCAUGGCUGUUGCUGUUGCAGCAACUGGAGUUAUUGUAGGCUGGCCUUUUUCGGUGUUAGCAUUUCUUCCAAUCACACUAUACUCGUUGAUUAGAAGAUUCCGGCAAGUAUUUCUUACUGGGGUUAUCACUUCUACUGUCGUUGUGGUUUUCUCUAUACUUGUUGACCAUUUUUACUACAAAAAGUGGACAUCUUCUGUUGUGAAUUUAUUGUUGUACAAUGCCCUAGGGGGUGGGCAAAGUCAUCUCUAUGGUACUGAAGGGCCAUUGUUUUACCUGAGGAAUGGCUUUAAUAAUUUCAACAUUGGCUUUGUACUCGCUCUACUAUUCAUUGGCAUAUUUCCCAUUGCUAAAAAGAAGUAUGACCGUGAGUUGUUGGUUGUCAUUUCACCUGUGUAUAUCUGGCUUGCUUUUAUGUCAUUACAGUCACACAAAGAAGAAAGGUUCUUAUACCCAAUUUAUCCACUUAUUUGCAUUGCUGCUUCAGCUGUGAUUGAGAGCUUUCCUGACUUAUUCCGCGAUAAGUAUAAUCCUUAUGACCCAAAUGUGCUUGUUGUGGUUUCGAAGUUUCUAAGACCUGUGGCUCUUGGCCUAAUUUUAUGUGCCUCCCAUGCUAGGACUUUCUCUCUGAUUAAUGGUUAUUCUGCUCCAUUAGAAAUAUACAAACAUUUGGAUUAUCAUGAUGAUGUUGGAGCAGGGGCAACCCUUUGUGUUGGAAGUGAGUGGCAUCGCUUCCCCACAUCCUUUUUGGUUCCUGAGUAUGUGGACAAAGUACGUUGGUUGGAUGAUGGAUUCAAGGGUCUUCUGCCAUUGCCAUUUAAUACUAGUUUGGGUGGGACUUCUGCAGCACCAACUUAUUUCAACAAUAAGAACAAGGCUUCGGACAACCAAUAUAUCACCAAUCCUGAUGAGUGUACCUUCCUAAUAGAGCUGCAGUUGCAACGACCUCAUUUGACCCGAGGAAGCGAUUCUUCAAAAUGGGAGGUUGUUGCAGCCUUUCCUUAUUUGGAUAGAGAACUAUCACCGCCCUUAUACCGAUCAUUCUUUAUUCCAUAUCGUUGGCAGCAAAUGAAUGUCUUUGGCCUAUACAAGCUACUUAGAAGAAUAGGGAAUUGAAAGUAGGUUAAGAAGCUGGACUAUUCGGAUAGAGAUCAGCUAACAUUAGACUAUUAGAGGCAUGCUAUUUCUUACCUGACUAAGUUGCUACUCAGUACUAUACUUCGGCAGCGACUGGCCAACUGAUCCAUCUUUACCCAAUACUAAUGCUUCUUUAUUGCGACUUUCUUUUCUGUAUUUUGUUAUGCAUUACUCUGAAGUUAGGACAUCUGUGACCUGUGACCUAUUGGCACUCAUUUCCUAUUGGCACUCAAAAUCUGUGACCUGUGACCUGUGACCAGUGACCUGUAUUUUGUCAUACUUCUCGGUCUCUUUUGAUCAUCAUACUUAUUUAAAAGUUAAUUAUAUUCCCUUUUCUUUUAAGUAAAGC